AUGCUGCUCACGGUCUACUGCGUGCGGAGGGACCUCUCCGAGGCCACCUUCUCCCUGCAGGUCAGGCCCGACUUUGAACUUCACAAUUUCCGUGUGCUCUGCGAGCUGGAGUCUGGCAUCCCUGCUGAGGAGACCCAGAUAGUCUACAUGGAGCGGCUUCUCGUCGACGACCACUCCUCCCUGGGCUCCUACGGCCUCAAGGACGGCGACAUGGUCAUUUUACUGCAGAAGGAGGCCACGCGGCCGCGCUCCCCAGAGCGGGCGGCCGGCCUGUGCCGCAUGGACCCGGCGGGGCCCACCCUACCCGGGACGUCCGGCUCCCGGCCGCACCAGUGCGCCCAGUCGGCCCAGCACUCCAGCCGCCGCGGCUCUGGGGAGAAGGCGGGCCCGGGUCAAGGGCUGGACAGCCCGGCCCUGGUCCGGAGCAUGCUCCUGUCCAGCCCACACGACCUGUCCCUGCUGAAAGAGCGCAAUCCUUCCCUGGCCGAAGCGCUGCUCAGCGGAAACCUGGAGAGCUUCUCCCAGGUCCUGAUGGAGCAGCAAAGGGAGAGGGCGCUGAGAGAGCAAGAGCGACUGCGCCUCUUCUCCGCUGAUCCGUUCGAUCUGGAGGCCCAGGCCAAGAUAGAGGAGGAGAUCCGGCAGCAGAACAUCGAGGAGAACAUGAGCAUAGCUAUAGAAGAGGCGCCGGAGAGCUUCGGCCAGGUGGCCAUGCUCUACAUCAACUGCAGAGUCAACGGGCAUCCUCUGAAGGCUUUCGUCGACUCCGGGGCCCAGAUGACCAUCAUGAACCAAGUCUGUGCCGAGAGAUGCAACAUCAUACGGCUGGUGGAUCGGAGGUGGGCUGGGGUCGCUAAAGGCGUGGGCACGCAGCGAAUUCUCGGCCGAGUCCACCUAGCGCAGAUUCAGAUCGAAGGUGACUUCUUACAGUGCUCUUUCUCUAUACUGGAGGAGCAGCCCAUGGACAUGCUUCUCGGGCUGGAUAUGCUCAGGAGACAUCAGUGUUCCAUCGACCUUAAGAGAAACGUGCUGGUGAUCGGCACAACUGGCACACAGACUUCCUUCCUUCCUGAGGGAGAGUUACCUCCAUGUGCUAAGUUGGUAAGUGGGAUGGGGCCAGAGGAGUCUUCAGAUAAGGAAAUAGCAAAUGCUAUUAAACAUUCAGUCAUGGAUUCGGGGCGGAAAAAGCAUUGA
Molecule: messenger RNA, 1191 nt
Organism: Bubalus bubalis (water buffalo)
Lineage: Eukaryota; Metazoa; Chordata; Mammalia; Artiodactyla; Bovidae
Gene: DDI1
Product: DNA damage inducible 1 homolog 1
Exons: 1
Coding region: 1-1191 (396 amino acids)
Biological process (GO): proteolysis
Molecular function (GO): aspartic-type endopeptidase activity; protein binding
Source: RefSeq, a predicted model, not a curated record